Molecule: messenger RNA, 6438 nt
Organism: Clarias gariepinus (North African catfish)
Lineage: Eukaryota; Metazoa; Chordata; Actinopteri; Siluriformes; Clariidae
Gene: lmo7a
Product: LIM domain 7a
Exons: 31
Coding region: 638-5509 (1623 amino acids)
Biological process (GO): regulation of signaling; regulation of cell adhesion
Molecular function (GO): protein binding
Source: RefSeq, a predicted model, not a curated record
CAAACUCUGCCUUCUUUUUGUAAUGUCAUUUUAUUUGCUACCUAAGGUUCUGCCUCUCCACCCCUAGCUGAGCUCACAGAAUCUCUGAACUUUGGAUGCAAUGAUUUCUGAACUGUGUCCACACAGAAUUCCUGUAUGAUUUCAGUCUGACAGAGAACUUUGGUACAUAUUCGCUUUCGACAGGACAACGUCAACAUCCUUCUUAAAGCGUGUGUCUGGACUAAAUAAAACAACUGCUUUUUUAUUCCAGGGAUCUGCAGGACAUAUACACAAGUGUAAAACUUCAGGCAUCAGAAGACUAGGUGGAGGCUGAAAAAUGUUCUGAUAAUAAUCUGCAUAUAAAGGCAUAAGUUGAUCCAUGUUAUAAUGGAUCUUACCUAAAUUUGAAGGCUUCUAAGGAAUAAGAAAGCAAAACAUCUUUUAAGGCACUUGAAGAUUGCACAGGGCAGUGUGAGAGGGAGAGAAAUUAGAGACAACUGGUACGGGAGACAGAAGCUCUUUCCGCUACAGGCUGAAAACAGCAGAGAGGACUUAUUUGAGUCCUUAAGCUCACUUGACUGCUGGACUCACAGAAUACCCCCAAGACACCCAAGACUUAAAAACUGCAGGCUACACCGAAACAGAGUGGGUAUUCACGAUGUCAGAAAACAAGGAAUAUCGCCGCUCACUGGUUAUGACUCCAAAGACCACCGCUCAGUUCAACCAGUUCCUGCCAAGCAAAGACAAGCAGUCGGGCUAUGUUCCAGUGGCACUACGCAAGAAGCGCACUGACAGUCAAAGUGAUGACAACAGACGCAGCUGGGCAAGUCCCAUGUUUACAGAGGAGGAUGGAUCUUUCUCUAGAAUAGGCACAGGCUUGUCCUCAACCAGUGAACUAGGCACUCAAAAGUCUACUCAAGCUUCCUGGCUGUUCGGAUAUGAGAGCAGUGAUUCAGAGGCAGACCGUCCAGACCCUGACUUGCUCCAUGAUGAUUUGGCCAGCCGCCGGUUUCAAACCACACCUGUCGUCAAACCCACCAACUUUGCAUUACCCAUGACCUCAGGGGACUCCACCUCUAUGCCCCAAACCACCAGGCCAAAGGUCAUGGUUACUAAUGUACCCCAGCCAACUUUGACCUAUCUCAGCAGUGAAUCUAGGCCUACUCAGAAGGCUGCUAGGAGGUCUGCAUCUGCUGAUGUCUACAUGUAUGAUGACUCAGAAGAAGAUGACAAUGAGAUUGGUUGUGCUGAUCCUGUUCAUGAUGACCUUUAUGCCCGUAAAGUGGGCCAGACGGUAACCCAGCCCAUUUCCACUGCGCAUUAUGAUAAAUUUCUUCCAAAGUUUUGGACACCAGAGGAAGACAUGCAUGUGCAGAAAAUCAGACUGGGCUCUCAGCGUCGGCCCUGGUACAGAAAGAUCCAGGGCUUCAGCCAGAAGAAGUCUGGUUCAUCCUCAGAGGACUCCGACUGUGAUGUCAGUCCCCAGCUCUGUGUGCCCUCUCCUUCUCAUUCUGAACCCUCUUUCUCACUCGCACAAACUUCAGCAUUGCUCAGUCCCAUCACUCCCAGUUCCACCACACAACCAGUUAUGCUCGCUCAACAUACAUCUGGGGCCCAAAGAUUUCAGUUCCCUGAUUUUUGGCCAAGCCCAGACCCCAGUUCAGGUCCAAGACUCUUUAAGUGCAAGAGACACCCACUAUUAGGGCGGGAGCACCCUAACGACCCCUACAAUGUAUCUGAGGAAAUUCUCCCUGACUUGGAAAACGAUGAUAUGUUUAGCCGCCGUACAUGUGCCUUCCACUCUAACACCGAGCUGGCCAGGAUAAAAUAUGGAGAUCUACUUACUUCACAUCACAGAUCUGAGCCAUCGAUCAGAGUGGUCAUUCAACACUGUGAUGACAAAUCUACGUACCCUGACAUUGAAAAAGAUGAUGUGGUCACACGCAGGUUACAGCAUCAGUCUACACUGCGCCCACUUUCAGGAGCACCCAAUAAUUACCACCCAGUGCCUAUUCCUGAGCCCUGGGAGCUGUCGCAUAAACUUCAAGCCAAGAUAUUUGCCCCCUGCCCACCAAUACAUGUGGCUGCCCAGGCACCUGCAAAAAAGAUGGGAGACGCACAUCAAAUAUCAGAUGAUAUGCUUGUUAGAAAGUUUGGAAUUGUGCAUGCCCAGAAUCCCACUGAGGCACUUCAGAGAUCAGCUCAAAUAGGCCCAAGUGUUCCUUCAUACUGCAGUGAGGAGGAUCUCCAAAAAUGGCAAGCCAUCAGAGAGGCCAGUCACCUGAGAUAUAAGAAGAGGCUGAUGGUGGAGAGACUAUUGCAAAAGGCCUCAGAUAGUGAUGGGUCUCAGUCGUUGGGUGACAUUCCUGAUGAGGAGACAGUCCAAAAGGUUCGGUAUGAGGAUCUACAGAAAAUGCGUGAAAAGAUUAAGCAUAAUGAAGACCAAUGGCAGGAUGAUCUCACUAAAUGGAAAAAUAGGCGCAAGAGUGUUAACUCUGAUAUCAUGAAGAAAAAAGAAGAGAGAGAGCAGAUUGAGAUACUUACUUCGGGGAGUGGCACCAGGAAAUCAAAGACCUUCAAGGAAAUGGAAGAGGAGAGGGAAAGCCAAGAGCCAGGCUUCAAGAGUCGUUUUUCUACCUUCUCUACUUCUGAAGACCUGGAUGUCUUUGAUGAACCAACACCCAAGACCAGAGUUUUACCACGCCGCAGCUAUACCGUCGAUAAUCCCUAUUCCAUGGGCCGAUCUAAAGUUCACUCUCUGCCCAGUUUGGCAGAUGAUGAACCUGAGGCAGGCAGUCUGCCUUCUAAUGAGGUAGAAACACCUUCCAAUCCUAUCCAGUCCAGCUUAGGGACCACUCUACCUACAAGUCAAGAAAAAGAAACUAGCAUCUCAGUAAGCCAUGAUAUUCUGGAUUAUCCAGUUAAAAACAGUGUCUUCAGCAAACCCAACCUACUAGAGCCCACCCGCAUCAACAUCAGCAGUCCUUCAACAGAGGCCAACAGCAGCUCUAAACCAGUUCCAAAAUCCAACAACUCUGCUAACCCUGUGCCUGCACCUAGGCAAAACCUAAGCCAGACUUCCAUGCAUAAACCAGUUUCAGCAGAAACAAAGCAACCCAUUGCACCUCUAGUUUCUGCCUCACUCCCCAGGAGUUACCAGAGAUCAGAUAGUGCACGGAUCACUUCUGUCGUCACUCCCAGACCUUUUGGCACCACAAGCACCAAAGUUACCUCCCUGCCCCGUUCCUAUACGGUGGAUGACUCUCAAAAGCGCUUUAAUGGUGAGACAAACAGUGGUAAUAAUAUGACAGCUUCUAACCGUUAUGCCGCAUUUUUGAAAGAAGAUUCCCAAACAAGUCCGAUGCAAAGCAGUAAUGAGAAUGAGGGGGAGGAAGAGGAGCAAGUGUUUCCCCCUAUUCGGUCCUUCUCAUCUGUUACUCCAGUAAGCCGUGUAGCACCUCAACCCAAAACAGUGUCUUCUGUAAACAGCACACAGCAGGAAAACUACAGUGACAUGAGGAUCAGUCUGAAUCAGAAACCCAACAGCAAUCAUGAUUUUGGGUUUCAGUCUAACUGGGAUUCCACCGGGGUUGUUGUUAAAUCUAUACAACAAGGCAGUCCAGCGGAGAUGUGCCACCUGCAGGUUGGGGAUAAAAUCUUGGCAGUUAAUGGGCAGAAGGUGGCAGACAUGAGCUAUGAAAAGUGGAAAAGGAGCAUGGAUGAAGCCCUGCAGGAGGGUAGUCUGUUUAUGGACAUCCGCAGACAGGGAAAGAACAGUUUUCCUGAGCCAUAUACCAACACGAGCCUGAACUUCAGCUCACUCCCAGCCAUGGAUUCCACUGUGAAAACUGUGAAUGUCAGCUCCCACACUGUCAAUAGUCUGUCGUCCAAUGGUAUUAAUGGUGGAAUUCGUGAGGAACCUGUGAAUCUGAGAAGCAAUGAAUCCCUUUCUUUAAAAAAUCUUAAAAGGAGAUCGGAGUUUUUUGAACAAGGUGGAUCUGAAAAUCAAAUGCCAGAUCCACUGGCUCCCUCUCUCUCAGCCUCAUCUACUCGCUGGUCCUGGGACCUGGAGGAAGAGCGCAGGCGGCAGGAAAAAUGGCAAAAAGAGCAGGACCGCCAGCUCCAAGAAAAGUAUCGACAAGAUCAAGAAAAGCUGGACGAGGAGUUUAGAAAAGCCCAGCAAGUGGCUGUAACAGCAGGCUCAAAAAAUCUAGAGGAGAUGAGGAACCUUAAGCUGGAGCAGGAGGCCUCAAGACUGGCCCUAAAAGAAGAAGAGGAGAGGAAAAGAAGGGAGGAACAGGAGCGCCUUGAGGUGGAAAGGAAAGAGAAACAGAAGCACCUUGAGGAGGAGAGAAAAAAAAAGGAGGAACAGAAGCGCCUUGAGGAGGAGAUGAAAAGAAGGGAAGAGGAGAAGAAGAGGGAAGAACAGAAACGACUGGAAGAGGAAAGAAAGAAGGAAGAAGAGGAGCUUAAACGAAGGGAGGAGGAAAAUAAAAGGAGAGAGGAGGAGGCACAGAGACUGCAGAAGAGCAGAGAGGAGGAGGAAAAGAGGCGCCAAGAGGCCCAACGAAGACUUCAGGCAAAUGAUGGGGAGUAUACUUUUCCCGAGCUAUCCUACUUCCACAGGACCAAGUCAAAAUCUACUCCAGAGCUGGACGAUAUAGAACGCACAGAUAUUAAAGGUGUGUAUAGCAAGCACAGGGGCCUGGCAGGUUGGCUUCUGGAGGAAGAAUUACGAAGGAAGAAAGAUCCUCAUGUUCUGAGACAGCAGACUGCAUCUGAGCUGGAACUAGAGAGAAGAAACAUCCUUAGUGCUAUGAGAUACAGUAACCCAGAGAGAGCCAUAAGCAGUGGUCUGGGUCAGAGCUCUUUAAAUAAGGCCAGCCAGGAUAAAAAAGAGCCGGCCACUCAGGCUGAAUUGGAAAGGCAGCAGAUCAUCCAAGACAUGAAGAAGAAGAAUGCCUUGCUCACAGAUAGCAGCUGGAUUCGUCAAAAUAGCAUGAAUAGUGUAAACAAAGAGCCAUCAAGCCUUCCUAUGAGGAGAGGUGAAUCUCUAGACAACCUGGACAUGACAACAAACCGCACGUCCUGGAGGUCAUCAUGGACUCCGGGCACAACUUCGUCCAUUCCAGACUAUAGCCGUCCUUAUUCAUCUUACUCUAGCUCUUCUUCGAUCCAAAGUGGACGUCCAGAUGCUGCCACACUGCCUUCAUUUCAAUCUCUAAACUCCCAAAGGCCAUCAUUUUCCCAGUCCACAGCCACAAAUCCUGAGAAUCAGUCAUCCUCACGAAACAGGUCAGUAAGUGGCAAGAAAAUGUGUACUAAGUGUGCUAUGCCACUGGGCAAAGGAGCAGCAAUGAUCAUCGAGUCUCUGGGGCUCUGUUAUCAUUUACAUUGCUUUAAGUGCAUUCAAUGCAAAACUGAUCUUGGCGGCUCAGAAAGUGGAGCUGAAGUCAGGAUACGAAACAAACAGCUCUUCUGUAACUCCUGCUAUAUGCGUGUCAAAACGGGGCAGCCAACUGCCAUGUGACCUCACCGGAUUACAUCAGCUUGAUGAAGACCCUGGUCCAGUUAAAAAAACAUGAACACUUUAAAUAGAGUUUUGCCUGAGGACAACAUUAUGGAAUGACAGUCAAGAUUAGACAAUAAACAUCUGUGCUUCCUUUUUAACUAUUAGAGGGGAGAGGUAUAAGUUUCCAUAAAAGUAUUACUGACUUUGCUUGCACGAAGGAUAAAGCACAAAUAUAUAUGCGUAGAAGCUAACAAUGUAUGUAAAAUAGCUAUCAUUUUCCAUCCAUAUCCAGUUCUUCACAAAAGCAUUAAGGUCUAUUUGGUAGUGCUUUCUGGAGUGAUAGAAUCGGCUGUUUUUCUAAUUGCUUCACAAGUCCAUCUUCAUUCAUCCGACUUCUUUAUUUUUUGGUGUGUUGUCAAAUAUCCUGCCAUAUAAUCAUUGUUUUGCCUUUAUUUUUGUGAAGGGAAAGAUUAUUUAGAGUAAAUAUAUAACGAAAAUAUUUAAAAGUGGCAUGGUUUGUUGGAAGAGUUUUAUGGAAUACAUUUAAAAUAUUGAAGUAAGAUAUUCCACAAGGUAAAAUAAUCUUAUGCAUACAAAACAAAUUGUAUUCACCAAUAUUUUUAAAUAAGGUGACCAAAAUAAAAUGUAAGGCUUAGAUUAAGUCAUUUUGUUGAUCCCCAAAUUAGGUUCUGGGCUGUUUUUUUUUUUGUUUUUUAACGUUGUGCAUGACCGGAUUUUAUCUGAACUUUAUUGAGCUCAUAAUCUAUGCUGUGGGUAUUUAUGGAUUACUACACAUCUCCACACAAUGGGUUAUAUGUACAGAGCAAACAUGGAAUAUGUACUAAUCUAUAUUUGGUAAAAUAAUAUGCUAUAUUUGAUUCACAUGCAGAACUCCUAUCAUUUUCUGUACUCUUAAACUUCAUUAAAAAACACAAUUAUUCAGUUUA